AGUGUUGAGGGGAUGCAGGACACGGGGAUCUCUUCUCGCCGGUCUCCGGUGACCCUGUCGGAGGAAAUGCCGGAUUCUCCGCCGAAGGACCGAAUCUCGGCUGCGGCUAGAGCGACGAAGCAGAUCGGCAGGAUUGGCUUCCUAGGGCAAUGCCUCAUACUCUCACUCCUACUCCUCCUUGGCUUCCUCGUCAUCCACUCGCCUCGCUACAUCUGCGACAGCCGCCCAGAUGCAUUCUCAAGACAGCACCUCAUUUCCAUUGAAGGCCUCGAUUCGGACUUCGGCCUCCUCGGCGUUCCCUGGUGCAGAUCGAAACAUGGGCAAACUGUGGAAUGGACCAAAAAGGAUCUGCUUCAGGGGUUGGAAGAGUUUGUUCCAAUUUAUGAAACUCGACCAAUCAAGAAUAACAUGUAUGGCAUGGGAUUCGACCAUAGCUUUGGUCUUUGGUUUAUGACACGUUGGCUUAAACCUGAUUUGAUGAUUGAGAGUGGUGCAUUCAAGGGGCAUUCAACUUGGGUUCUUCGUCAGGCUAUGCCAGAUAAACCUAUCAUCUCUCUUUCACCCCGACACCCCGAGAAAUAUCUGAAGAAAGGGCCAGCAUAUGUCGAUGCAAACUGCACAUAUUAUGCUGGAAAGGAUUUUAUUGAUUUUGGAAGCUUGGAUUGGGGUAAGGUUAUGAAGAAUCGUGGGAUCUCAGAUCUUGGAAAAGUGGUAGUUUUCUUUGAUGAUCACCAGAAUGAACUCAAGAGACUGAAGCAGGCACUGAACGCUGGUUUCCUACACCUGAUUUUUGAAGAUAACUAUGACACUGGAACUGGAGACCAUUACUCCUUUAGGCAAAUGUGUGAUCAGUUCUAUAUAAGAGGUGGUGGUCACAGCUGCUUCAUUGACAGCGACGAAGCUAGGAUAAGAAUGAAAAGGAAAAGGUUCUGGGAUAAAGCAGUGGACACCAGCGAGCUCUGUGCUCCAGGAGAAAAAUGGUGGGGUGUCAGGGGCGAGAUGCGGGACAAUUUCAAUCACAGCAACCGAGAAAUAUCUCAUACUGAACAUUUUGAGAAUAGCAGAUUUGUGGAGUCGGUUCUUGAUGUCUACUGGGAGCUACCACCUGUGGCAGGGCCAUCCCUUACGCAUCAGACCAGAUAUGAUCCUGCACGUACUGUCGACCCCAUUGUAGAGGAUGGCAGAUUCGGCUUGUUUCAGAGACUUGGUUUGACCAGACUAGAAGCGUCUGUGUUCAAUGGAUAUACUCAGAUGGUAUACCUUCGGGUAUCUCCUCCAGGUUCUUGAAAUGUUGGAGAUACUUGUAUAAUGUGGUUUCAAAUGGCAUGUCGUGUGAAGCCUUCUUGGUUUGUCUUGUUUUUCUUCUGCUAUCUGUGGUAGAUCUUGUACAAACGAAGACUUCAUCUUUUGAUUGUAAUACCUUUUUUCUCAUUUUGAUGGUUAUGCUUGUUUUCAUGUGA
This is a messenger RNA of Nymphaea colorata (pocket water lily), 1460 nucleotides long. RefSeq lists its product as uncharacterized. The record is from RefSeq and is a predicted model, not a curated record. NCBI's taxonomy places the organism in Eukaryota, Viridiplantae, Streptophyta, Magnoliopsida, Nymphaeales, Nymphaeaceae. The transcript has 4 exons. Bases 13 to 1287 code for a protein of 424 amino acids.